Molecule: messenger RNA, 4725 nt
Organism: Trichoderma citrinoviride
Lineage: Eukaryota; Fungi; Ascomycota; Sordariomycetes; Hypocreales; Hypocreaceae
Exons: 3
Coding region: 1-4725 (1574 amino acids)
Source: RefSeq, a predicted model, not a curated record
AUGGAUCCGACUGGCGUUGGAGGGGCUAUUCUCGGUGGCUCUGAUAGCGUCUCAGCUGUCACUGAAGAAGAAGCCCAGAGGCGAGUCGAUGUCGCCGUUUCUUCCAAUAGCAAGAAGUGGAUUGACGUACAUCAGGCAUUUCAAGAUCUUCUCGCAAAUGGCGGGAUGACCCUUCGUCAAAUCCUUCCUGCCUUCUUUACGUCGCACGAGACUCGUCUGUUCAUGCUAUCCGAGGCGGUCAUCCUGAAAGGAAUCCAAGAAGACAACACCUACCGAUACCACCGACUCUUGCAAACCCGGUUCCAAGGCGUCACGUCAGAUAUCCCUACCAAGCUGACUAUGCUGUAUUUUGGACUGCCCAUUGAGCCAGAACGUCUCUCAUUGACCGAGUCGACUUUUGACAUGGAAGUUCAAGAGCCAAAGCCGUCACGAGACGCUGUUGAACCGCCUUUGCAUUUCCUGUCCGCGCAUAAAGAGCGCAAUUGGGAUGAAGAUACUCUCUCCGGUAAGCUGAUUAACUCACCAAUUCCCGCCAUCCCGUUCCGCCACUUCUUGAGGAGACCGUCAGAUCUUAGAGAAGGGCAGCUCGGGGAUGGACAGCCAGUUGUACACCUCAGAGGAGGUGGAAGAGAUGACGACAGCGACUGGGCUGAGGACAGCUUCAGCGGCCUGAGCUCCGGCGAGAGCGAUGGCGAUGACGAUGAAGACGGCAGCGAUGCAGAUGACACAAUGGAAGACCAGCCCGACCGCAUGGAAGUUGACCCCAAUACAGAGUCCGAAGAUGGCAACUCCCAAGAGACUGACAGCGUUGAAGACAUUUCCUCGGUGGAAAUAGCAAGCAGAAACUGGAUCAGUCUCUACGGAUUUCAGGGGCGGGUGCCCUUUAUCCCUGGAGAUCGGCAGACGUAUGAGGAUGCCAUCAGGAAAUUGCUCUCCCUGGGGCCUCAAGAGCGCACAAACUUCUCGAUCGUGCAUUUCGACAACCAGACCAUUACCAUCAACACGAUCCACGACACCGUCCCUCUGAAGGCCAGUAGUACAACGCUGCACUUCAUCACCGAGAAAGUCUCCAAAGGAGGAGAUACCCCUCCGAACAAUCGGCACACCUUCUUCAUCAAGCUUCAAAAGGAGUCGAUUCCCGAGCAUUGGCAGCCCAGCGAGAAGCAUCUCAACACCAUUGUCUCUUGUGUUCUCUACACCCCAGAAGGAGAGGAGGCCCAUAUGAGAGGUGCUCCCGCUUCCUGUUGUUACUUGAAUUUCCCAGGGUCUCACGGCUCUCGGCCGUCUCAGGAAGUAGUGUGUGGAUGGGGUGCUGACCAGUGCAACGAAUACUUGAGAACCGCCUUCGAGGUCCUGCUGGGCCAACCAAAGGGCCACUUUCACCAUGCUUUCUUUCGGCUGGGUCAAUGCGAUUCUGAUUUUGCCACUGCUCCUCCAAUCUAUGGAUUCUCUGCAAUCAGCUCUUCCGACAUCCUGUCACUCAUUCCCGCCGGCGAUGGAACGCUCUCCAGCUUGAGAUGCAACAAGCUUGGCGAUAAGGAAACCGCAUUUGUGCUGCCUGGUUUUCACUUUACCACCAGCUUACCGCUUGACGAGAGCGACAAAGAUACUGUCACCGGCUUGUUGUCUUUCAUUCGACAAAUGAUCACUUCAGCCUUCGGCGAUAGCGUCAAGCACCUCAAGUAUGUGCGCUUGCUCGAUGGUCGCGCAACCCUGGGCCCCAAUAUCAACAGGGACCAGGACUAUUAUUCCAUCCGAAUGUCCGAUGAUCUGCCCCAGAACUGCAAGAUCAGCUACGCUUCAGCUUUGUCCAAGAUUGUCGCUGCAGGCAAUCCUUUUGUUCUUUUGUAUCCAGAGUGGGAGGAGGACCAGUGCUUCUUUUCUACAACGGGAGGCGACGGGGCCGAGCAUCAUGUGCGCAUGCCCCCUUUGUCUUCGACACUGGAUGAUCUCUGGCGUUCUGUGUCUGAUCUUAUGUCUCGCGCUGGACUUGAUCACAAACGCCCCGAAGAGCUGCGCGCUGGUGAUGCCCUCAUCAGCAUCCAACCCAAGUUCAACCAUGAGCCUGCGAGCGCCGAGGUUGACGCGCCGUGUUUCUUCAUCGGACCCGAAGCCACAGACGAGCAGUGGUUCAGCAUCCGCGCCAGGAUCACAACUUCGGUGGCGAGCAUCAAGGUUCACGACUCAGAAACCUUCGAUUGGCGGGCUCAGGUCGACAAGUCUUGUAUCUGGGGUCCACGAUAUGGAUCCGUCGCAGGAGUCAAACCUGCGGCCCACAAUACCGAGAAGGGAGCGGCAAAGGAACAGGGCAGGUAUAAGGCCAUUCAGAAGGCUACCGAUGAUGCCGCCCAGGAGAAUGGAAAAUACUUGGCUGAGAACGCGGUUCGAGAAGCCGGUUUCCCUCCGGCCGCUUCAGGAGCCUCGGAGGCUUCGCUUGGAGAGGGAGAGCCCACAGGACAGCCCCAUUCCGACACGACCACGAUUCCCCAUCGUCUGGGGGCGGCAUCAAGCAGCAGCAAACGGCGGCGAAGGGCGUGGGCUGCGCAGCCCAGCAUCUUUGACAAGUACGGACGGUUUCCACGGCUGGCCAACUCCGGCAUUCAACUUCCGGCAUAUGCACCUCCUGUUGAACACAUGCUUCGCACAGACCCUAGGAUGCCGAUGAUAUCAAAGGCUAUCCUGACGCCCACUGAGCAAGGGGAGCUACAGCGCAUCACCUGGGACUUGCGUGGCCUCUGCCUGAACCGUACCAUGAGAUGCCCCUAUGAGGGUUGCCGGUUCGCCUACCGAAUCGACAACCAGCAAGCCGUGGUCAAACAUUUGGAGGCAUCCCACACCGGAAGAAAGUGUAUGUGGUGUAACGAUGUCUUGCCGGGACAUUGGAGCGCUGGAAAGGUGCAGCGUCAUAUGAGAGAGAAGCAUAAGGAUAUGCUCAUGGAGGCGCUCGGUGUGAACAAGGCCACGAUCCGCCAGUUCGACGGCCAAGGAACCAUCUCCGUACCGCUGAGAAAGGUGAAGAGGUAUGAGAAGCCUCCGCCUACGGACCCGGCAUCUGGUGGGAGCGCCUCGUCUCUACUGCAGAAGGGGGACGCUGCUGCGUUCCGCCAGCAGCAGAGAAACCAUCAAUUGCAGGUUGCUGAAGCCGACUUUGACGCCAUCGUUUCUGAUGGAGAGGAGCACGACCUUGACGGCAUGAACCUCGAUGAUGCCCAUGAACAGCCCAAACAAGCAAAGCCUACGGAAAGUCUGAGGGAAGGAGGACGAGUCCAAGCUACGACGGGUCAGCUGGAGGAUGAGUUCAGCAUGACAUUGAGAGCAGCAAUGGAAGCUGCGGGUGUUGGUCUCAAAGUGCCCCGGAUCGCCAAUCCUGAUUCGAAUGCCCGUCGCUAUGACCAGAACACUCUCCAAGACGUCCUCCCCAGGCGAAUGUCUAAGAGCCCAUCGAAUGGACAUGCGGCAUCUGCGUACAAUGCCUCCGAUACCAGUUCCCCUCAUCGGCCCUCAAGCCAACCAUCAAGCCCAGAUCCAUUGGCAGAAGAGGGCGAGAAAGAAAAGGGCAACCCUCAGGUUCAAGAAAAGGCCACACUCUUUGAGCUCGAGGAUGAUUCUUCAGAGUCGGACUCUAGUCCAGAUGAUGGGUCCGAAUUUGGAGAAGAAAACGGACAAGUUGAACGUGAGUCGGACGAAGAGUCAGACGGCGACCUCCAAGGCACAGCUUCAAGCGCGAAACGCCGCAAGCCAAGAGGCAGACAGCGAGGAAGGCAGGGUGACCGCGACUACAAGUAUGAAGCCGACGAAGAAGACGACGAGGAUAGCGAGAGCGACGUGGAUGGACAAAAAGCGAGGCCGCCUCGACGUGAUCCAUCGCCGAACUGGCACAGAGUGCUUGGGCCUGAUGACCCGGAGUUUGAACCGACUGAUGAGUAUUACUGCUCAAAGUGCUUCCGCAAGGCUCCCAAGAAACACAACAGGGACAGGUCCCCACUGGGAAGGGCCAAGGAAAUCGAGCUUCACUACGAUUCAACCCGCUGCUGCGGCAUCCGUCGCGGCAUAGGAUCCAUCAAGCGCCUACCCAACCGCAGCGGCUGGAUCCCCGCCAGCAUCAUGCCCAAACCCCUGAGCAACCUCCGCAAGCAGUUCCUCCGCCGAUAUCCCUCGUACGCCCGGACACUCUAUCCCCUCAACAUCACCAACGCCAACGGCUCCUACUGGCGAUCCGACCCCAACAACGACGAAAACAAAGACUGGUGGUCCAUUCCCUGGCCGCCGUACAGAGGCCCGUCUCCUUUGCCCAAUGGCUGGGUUGCGCCCGAUGUGGCCGAUGCUCCUAUCGCCGGGAAAGCCCGUUCGCAGUUCCAGUUGAAGCCUGUGGCGGAUCCAACGUAUCGCGAGGGGAAGGGCGAUGCCAUGGAGUCUGAUGACGAUGAAGAGAUUGAAUCGGACAAGGACACGAACGGAAAGAGAAAGAGGAAGAGCAGACCUUCAUCUGCAUUCGCGAGCAAGGAAACGGUUCCCACACCUGCCAAGAAAGCACAGAAGCCCACUCCCAAGAAGGCGGAGAAGAUGAAUGCUCAGAGGCCGUUGAGGAGGAAGAAGACGCCCAUGCUGCAGAAAGUGUUGAAAGCGAAAGCUGCAUCACCGAAGAAGGUGAUGAACAAGAAGAAGGAGGCGGAAAAGACGGCGCCGGUUCGCCGAUCGAUGAGGAAACGCCAGAAGACGAAAUAG